This is a messenger RNA of Cordyceps militaris CM01, 1146 nucleotides long. RefSeq names its product alcohol dehydrogenase, putative. The record is from RefSeq and is a predicted model, not a curated record. The coding region runs from base 1 to 1146 and encodes 381 amino acids. The transcript is spliced from 2 exons. Gene Ontology annotation, molecular function: oxidoreductase activity; zinc ion binding. Lineage: Eukaryota; Fungi; Ascomycota; Sordariomycetes; Hypocreales; Cordycipitaceae.
AUGACAUCUCCGUUUACAAUCAAGUGCAGAGGCAUCGUAGCCUACUCGGAACAUGAGUGGGUGUGGGAGGAGCUCCUCACCCGAGAGCCACACGAGGAUGAGUUUCUUGUGGAAAUGAUUGCGACAGGAGUCUGCCAUACAGACAUUUCGGGCUACGGUGGAAUCUAUCCGCGUGUCCUCGGGCAUGAGGGAGCUGGCCGCAUUCUUCAACUCGGGAGUGGCGCGCAGCGCGAGCAGUAUGUCGAGGGCGAUCUUGUCAUUCUCUCCGCCGCCGCUUGCCUCGACUGCCACUACUGCAAGACGGGCCACCCCGCGUUCUGCAUCAACCAUGCCGCCGUGACGCUCACGGCCAACGAGCCCAACUUUGUUCUCGCCCGCGAUCCGUCCCAGGUCAUUGGCGGCGGCUACUUCGGGCAGUCGAGCUUCGUCAGCCACGCCCCGGUCAAGGUCUCGUGCGCGGCCAAGGUAACCAAGCUCAUCAGGGAUGCCGAGGAGCUGAAAAUGUACGCACCGCUGGGCUGCGGCAUCAUGACCGGCGCUGGCUCCAUCACCCAUGUUGGACUCUGCAAGCCCGAUGAUGUUCUUGCCGUUGUUGGUCUCGGGGGUGUGGGCCAAGCGGCCGUUUGUGCCGCCAAGAAGCUAGGUGUCAAGACCAUCGUUGCCGUCGAUCUGCUCGAUUCACGAAUCGAAUUGGCGAAAACCCUUGGGGCCACGCACAGCCUCAACUCGUCCCCAGAAGUGCUCCGUGGUACAGGGGUGGACAUGGCCACGGCACUGCGCAGCGUGACGCCCGGCACUCUCGGCUGCACGCAUGUUCUCGAUACCUCACCUUCGGUCCAUGUUCUGGACCAGUGUCUGCAGGCGUUGCGGAAGAACGGCACGGUGCUCCAGGUGGGGUUGAAGCCCGUGGGGGCUACGCUGGAGCUCGAUGUCUUAGCCCACAUGGUCAACGGCCGUCGUCUGGUGGGUGUGCUCGAGGGAGACAGAGAUCCGGCCGAGGCGCUUCCGGAACUAGUCUCCUGGGUCAAGGACGGGACGCUGCCGAUGGAGAAGCUCUUGACGCACUUCCCGGCGAGGGAGUUUGUGGCGGCGCGGGCAAAGAUGGAGGGCGGAGAGGUUAUAAAAAGCGUUCUGGUAUGGGAUUAG